Symbiodinium natans is the source of this 1368-nucleotide messenger RNA. The record is from the annotation of a GenBank genome assembly. NCBI's taxonomy places the organism in Eukaryota, Dinophyceae, Suessiales, Symbiodiniaceae.
AUGGUGGAUGCCUGCGAAGACGAGCAAACAGCACUGCUGAGGAAGUACGUGCUGUCCCGAAAGGGCGAACUGGAGCAAUUUGCAGAUGCCGAGGACAGCGCCUUUGGCCCGCACUCCGUGUCACCGUUUGUACCGUGUGCGCCUGGACGAAUCCCGUAUGUGCUGCAGGCAGCUCGGCUCGGGCCUGAGGACGUCCUGUGGGACUUGGGCUGUGGAGAUGGCGUGGUCCUCAUUGAGGCGGCGCGCCGCUGUGGCUGCCGCUGUGUAGGGUUGGACAUCGAUGGGCCGUGCAUUGCCACGGCAAGACAGCGUGCCAGGGAAGCCAAUGUCGAGGAGCGCUGCAAAUGGCUGCGCUGCGAUAUGCUGCAGCUUCCUCAGGGCACGCUCAGCGCACACUGCCACGAGAAUGAGGAGCUGCGAGACCUUCCUGCGGCGACGUGUGCGUUGGUGUUUCUGACUGCGCAUGGCCUGGUCAGACUGUCCAAGUGGUUGCAUGAGGAGUGGCGGGAAGGCUCUUCCAGACAGCUGCGGUUGGUGACAUGUGUGGAGUCCCUGGACUCCGCAGUUGACUUCAACGAGCCAGACGCACUUUUCGCGAAUGCGAAUGAGCUGGAAUGGCCGGUCUGCCGGGACUUGGAGCGUUGGGGCGUCUUUGUGGUGCCCCCGUUUGGGCAGGACGUCUCCACUUGGUCUGAGAGCCUGCCGCCGCUUCAGCUGACACGGGCAGAGGCUGAGGCCACACAAGCGGCUGCGCUGUCGAACGUCCUCACAGAGGAGCAAGUGGAUCUCCUGGAUGCCCUCGGUUCUAAGCUGUUGGAGUCAGAGGAUGAGACCACUGACUCCAUUGACCUCUUCGCUCACUCUGAGGUCAGCUUCCACAAAGCUGCGGAGGCAGCCCUCCACCGCCUGGGUCAGCAUCGUGUGCUGUAUCUGCACAGUGACGAGGCCACCGCGCAGCUCAGCAGCGACGAGCGCACCUUCUUGCAAACGCUCGAGGAAACGGUUUCCGCACGCAUAAGGUCAGAAGACGCAAGCCGCUGGGGCUUGCUUGGGCGACGCGCUGUUGCCCUUCGGAGCAUGGAGUACCAUGCCUACGGAGACGGUGGCUCCGUGAUGGAUCCUGAACAUCGGGAUGAUGGCUCCUUGCUGACAGUCUCAAUCCUUCUAUCGAGGAAAGACAACUUUGAGGGCGGCAUCUUCAGCACCUUCGUGGGUUCUCAAAGAGUCGAGCUUGCGAUGGGAACUGGAGAUGGAGUCUUGUUCGUAUCUGAGAAGCGGCAUAAUGUUAGCCCAGUCAUUGGCGAUCGCAGAACCCUUGUCCUUGAAUUUUGGGAAGGGAUGCGGAAUCACCAUGGCCGACACGACUGA